This is a messenger RNA of Sinocyclocheilus rhinocerous, 1514 nucleotides long. RefSeq names its product golgi phosphoprotein 3-like (gene golph3l). The transcript is spliced from 4 exons. Gene Ontology annotation, molecular function: phosphatidylinositol-4-phosphate binding. NCBI's taxonomy places the organism in Eukaryota, Metazoa, Chordata, Actinopteri, Cypriniformes, Cyprinidae. The record is from RefSeq and is a predicted model, not a curated record. Gene Ontology annotation, biological process: retrograde vesicle-mediated transport, Golgi to endoplasmic reticulum; Golgi organization; Golgi to plasma membrane protein transport. Gene Ontology annotation, cellular component: trans-Golgi network; cytosol; Golgi cisterna. The coding region runs from base 525 to 1382 and encodes 285 amino acids.
UUUUAUGAACGUAUGAAGUCUCCGGUUUGUGGAUCCUGGAUCCGGCUGACGCCGGUGAACAGAACAGGUGCGCACGUUCAGUCAGCGUCGAGAGUUCUGAUUGGAGGAGAGACGCUCGAGUGUAUCCUGAUUGGCUGAGCGGUCAUAGGGGCGUGUCCGCAGGUGAAGUGCAGCGCUUCUAGCGUACAGGGAAGUGAACAGUUCAACAGACAAACAUCUCACGUUGGACGUCAUUAUACAUUUAUAAACUGGCAGAUGUGGUGAGUUGGAAUGCUUUUUUGGGUAUUUUUUAUUUAUUUGUUUAUUUUGUUAUAGAUACCCUGAUACACAUGUAGAGAAGUUUUUUCCUACAAGAAUUGUUUUUCUACCUGCUUGAGUGCUUCUGAAAGUCUGAGGAUUUCUUUUAACCUGUAAUGCUUAAUGUGCUUUUGGAGGGUAACUUUAACUCCUAAGGAGUGAUUUCUAGGUGAUGUGGUUGGUAAAGGUGAUGUGGAUGUUGGUGGAGGUUUUAUUAGCAGGGAGGAAUGAGCACACUGACCAAGAGGAGCCGGCGCUCUGAGGCUCCAGCGGAGCGAUGGAGUAACGCUGAGGAGAAGGAGGAGAAAACAGACGGCACGGAUGAGGAACAGGACACUGACUCCAAAUCACUGAGACUCACUCUGAUGGAGGAGAUUCUGCUGCUGGGGCUCAAAGAUAAAGAGGGCUACACGUCGUUCUGGAACGACAGCAUCUCGUCAGGCCUGCGCGGCUGCAUUCUGGUGGAGCUGGCGCUGAGAGGACGCGUUCAGCUCGAACCGCAGAGCUCACGGAAGAGAAAACUACUGGACCGCAAGGUGUUGGUGAAGUCCUCCGCUCCCACUGGUGACGUGCUGCUGGAUGAAGCGCUGAAGCACAUUAAGAACACUGAACCACCGGAGGACGUGGCCAGCUGGAUCGAGCUUCUCACAGGCGAGACGUGGAACCCCUUAAAGCUGCACUUCCAGAUGCGUAACGUGCGCGAGCGUCUGGCGAAGAGUCUGGUGGAGAAGGGUGUCCUGAGCACGGAGAAGCAGAACUUCCUGCUGUUCGACAUGACCACGCACCCGCUGACAGACAGCAGCGAGAAGGAGCGUCUGGUGCAGCGUCUGCAGGACAGUCUGCUGGAGCGCUGGACCAACGACUGGCGCCGCAUGAGCCGCCGCAUGCUAGCGCUGAUCCUGCUAGCGCACGCCGCAGACGUGCUGGAGAACACACUGUCCUCGCUGAGCGACGAGCGCUAUGACACGGUCUGCUCACGCUCACGCAGCCUGCUGGAGGCCAACCCCGACCUGGAGAGUGCAAAGGUCACGACCCCCGCCGAGGAGAUGAUCUGGGCCGUGCUGGCGGCCUUCAACAGAUCCUGAGAGAACGCCCUUCAUAGACAGCAUCCGCACUCACUACACAGACAGCAGCAGCAUCACGGCCAUUUUUCUUACAUAUAUACAUGUUUUCGGGUUCAGUCGUUUUAAAAUUUUAUUCUUUUUUUUAAAUGACAU